UUGCUUGACGUCAUCAACUUGUGAACCAGUGUGAUGGUGAAAUGAGAUGAGGCUCCGAAAUGGAACUGUGGCCACUGCGCUGGUGUUUGUCACGUCCUUCCUUACCCUGUCCUGGUAUACCACAUGGCAAAAUGGGAAAGAAAAACUAAUUGCUUAUCAACGUGAAUUCCUUGCUCUAAAAGAACGUCUUCGAGUGGCCGAACAUAGGAUAUCUCAGCGAUCCUCUGAGCUAAACACCAUUGUCCAACAGUUCCGCAGAGCUGGAGCAGAGACUAAUGGAAGUAAGACUGCUCUGAGUACAUUCUCAGAUAAUACCAUAAAGCUUCUAAAAGAGUUGACAAGCAAAAAAUCACUUCAAGUGCCAAGUAUUUAUUAUCAUUUGCCUCAUCUAUUGCAAAAUGAAAGAAGCCUUCAGCCCGCCGUACAGAUUGGCAGUGGAAGAACAGGAGUUUCAAUAGUAAUGGGCAUUCCUACUGUGAAGAGAGAAGUUAAAUCUUACCUCAUAGAAACCCUUCACUCCCUUAUUGAUAAUCUGUAUCCUGAAGAGAAGCUGGACUGCGUUAUAGUCGUCUUCAUAGGAGAGACAGAUCUUGAUUAUGUUCACAGCGUUGUUGCCAACCUGGAGAAAGAGUUUUCUAGAGAAAUUAGUUCUGGCCUGCUGGAAAUAAUCUCUCCUCCUGAAAGCUAUUACCCAGACUUGACAAACCUGAAGGAGACGUUCGGAGACUCCAAGGAAAGAGUAAGAUGGAGAACCAAGCAGAAUCUGGAUUAUUGUUUUCUGAUGAUGUAUGCUCAGGAGAAGGGCGUCUACUACAUUCAGCUUGAAGAUGAUAUUAUUGUCAAACAAAACUAUUUUAAUACCAUAAAAAAUUUUGCACUUCAACUUUCUUCAGAAGAAUGGAUGAUUCUAGAGUUUUCCCAGCUUGGCUUCAUUGGAAAGAUGUUUCAGGCGCCGGACCUCGCUCUGGUUGUGGAGUUCAUCCUUAUGUUCUAUAAGGAGAAGCCCAUUGACUGGCUCCUGGACCAUAUUCUCUGGGUGAAGGUCUGCAACCCCGAAAAAGAUGCCAAACACUGCGACAGACAGAAGGCAAACCUACGAAUCCGCUUCCGACCCUCCCUCUUCCAGCACGUGGGACUACACUCGUCUCUGUCGGGGAAAAUUCAGAAACUCACGGAUAAAGAUUACAUGAAACCAUUGCUUCUCAAGAUCCAUGUGAACCCGCCUGCAGAGGUCUCCACCUCCCUGAAGGUGUACCAAGGACACACGCUGGAGAAGACCUACAUGGGGGAAGACUUCUUCUGGGCCAUCACCCCCACGGCUGGAGACUACAUCUUGUUUAAAUUUGACAAACCGGUCAAUGUGGAGAGUUAUUUGUUCCACAGCGGCAAUCAAGAGCACCCAGGAGAUAUCCUGCUGAACACAACCGUGGAUGUUCUGCCUCUUAAGAGCGACAGUUUGGAAAUCAGCAAAGAAACCAAAGACAAACGAUUAGAAGAUGGCUAUUUCAGAAUAGGGAAAUUUGAGUAUGGUGUUGCAGAGGGAAUCGUGGAUCCUGCUCUAAACCCUAUUUCAGCCUUUCGACUUUCGGUUAUUCAGAACUCCGCCGUUUGGGCCAUUCUUAAUGAGAUUCAUAUUAAAAAAAUCACCAGUUGAUCUGCUUAGAAACCAACACAUCCUUUCUUAUGACUCUUGAUUAAAGAUAAUUAGCACGUCCUCUUCUGUUUGGACUUGAACACUACCUCUCGUGAAGCCUACUGUAGAUAAGAUGAUUGUCAUCUCCACUCGGACAGGGACUCUUCCCACGGAUAACUACAUUCAUUUGAAGCUAGGCUGUCUUCUAAUUUGAACUUGAGACAAACAUUUUACAAUUCUGACAGCCUGCUAACAUGACUGAGACUAUUUUAGUAUUAUACUAAUACACAAGAGUUGUACAUAUUGUUACAUUCCUUAAAAUUUGAGAAAACUGAUGUUAAAUACAUUUUGUGAAGGGGGUACUUUUGAAGUUCACUUAUUUUACUAUUAUAGACCCUCUUUUAUAGACGAUCAGGGAUAUUAUAUAUAUAUAUAUAAAUAUAUAAAUACACAUGAAGAUGUUAUGAAGUUAAUUUAUUAGAAGCACUUAAGAAGUACAUAUUUUUGUGCAGUAAAGUUUUGGAUCAACACCUUUUUUUGAAGAAGCGGUUCCCCAGCUUUUUUAAGUUCUUUCUAUAUUUUUAUUUGGAAAUGCAGACAUUAUAGAUCAACGCCAUUUUUUCCAGUGCACUGCCAUUCCAGAUCGGUUCUAGAUGGGUUUCUUAACUUGAAGUACUUUUAUAAUCACAGCAAUUCUGAACAAAAUAUUUUCAGAGGCAUUUGUCAUUCCUAAAAAAAUCAAGAUUUUAAAAGACCAAUGUCCUCUCGAGGGUUAUAUUACUGUACUGUGUAUGGUGUGUAGCCACAGAAAACCAGUGUGAUUGUCAGUGUCCAGGUGGGAGGCCCCUGCCACGUCUCCACAGACUCCUUCACCGUUCAUAGUUCCCUCCAUGUGGGUGCUGAGACUCCCUUCCCUUUUGUUCUCUUUAAUCAGUAGGUAGACACACUUUCUUUUCUCCCUGGUUGGUCCUUUUAUAGACCUGUGGUAGGUUUUGGAGUUCAGAUAAUGUUUUUUGGGUAAUGCUGUUGAGUGAGUCAUAUUGGGUAUAAUUUUACAACCAAAAUUGUAAUAUGGGGCUCUGGUGAAAGACAACCGUAGGGCUUCUGUUUCCAUAGCAUGAUUUGCUCUGCUGUGUCAUGAACGUGGAGGUUGAAUGCUGUGUCCACAGAGUGCGUGUGCAUCCUCACCUUGCAGUCCCAAGUAGCACUAGUUGGCAAAAGUGCUUCACUCUUAGAGUUAGGAAGGCCAAGCAACAGUUGCCAGUCUUCUCUGUUUCGCCAGGAGCUGGGCAUGUCCAGCAGGUGUGGUGGAGGCCGAGGGUUGUGGGAGGUCCCAGUUGGUGGCCUCCAUCCUGGAGCUUUCUUAGUUGCCCAGUGUAUGGAACACAUAUGACUAGGCAGCAGCCAUUUUGUAUGUUCUAACUGGGAAAAUGUAGAUAAACACUACUGUGCAUGUCAAAGCCCAGCUGAAGCUUUUCUUGGUGUUUUGUAAAUCUCCCCUCAUUUCUUUCACCUUUUAAAUUUCUUCUCUGAUUUCCUAUGGCCUGUGCCUACAAGCAAAUCCUUAGAAGAUGUAAGCACUAUCUUCCCACACUCAGCAGGGUGCAGCAGGGUGCCAGACUGUGAAAGCAUGUGGGGACCCCGAGAUCUCUGCUUUCUCGGUAGCUGAGUUGAGGAAGGCCAGGCUUUGAAAAUCCAGAGGGCCGUUGGGAUGUCUCGUGCGUGUGUCUCUGAGCACAUCCUCUUGCUGUGCUCUACCCCUCUGUCUUGCCUCGAGGGACUCUUUUAGCCAAGUCCUUUCCUUCAUUCAAGGAAUCCCUCCCUUUUCCCGGCGAGCUUGUUCCCAGUGCCUGGAACAUGCCUGAGCCUUGGCAGGCUCUUUUGGCCUCUGGAUGAGUUGACUAGCCAGGUUGUUUGCCUGCUAUCUUGCCAUGCACGGGCACAGGCACUCUGUGUCUAGUCUUCAUUGUGUGUGGUGUGUGUUCUCCAACACACGCCAAGCUCUGGAGGCCAGCUCUCCUGUCUUCCACCACAUCAGGCGCUCUUCUGACCCCUCAGUGUUAGUUGCUCCCUCCUUUGUGCCCAGCUCAGCACUAGACUAUCAGAAACAGAUGUGCUUGCCCCAAGCAAGAUUUUGUGGGAUCCCCAGAGGUUGAUGAGGGUGAAGACUGGAGGAGAUGAAGACAGAGUCCUUAGAAUUGUAAGGUGUCCAUCCACAUUAUACCUUGGAGGCCACCAACCAACUUUCACCCACAUAGUGAAUGGGAAAAGUGCCAAAUGCAGUACUAAUUAUAUCUGUGAAAUAGGUCGUGGUUGACAUCAGUGUGUAUUUCAGAUAGCUCAGACGCUAAAGCAGUGCUGGCCUCUACAGACGCUACAAAACACAUCUAUUGAAAUGAAAAGUUGAGUUCUGUUCCCAUGUUGGCAGCCUUCUGAGUGCUCAGUGGUUACAUGGCCAGCAGCCACUAUAUUGGAUCCCAGAAAUAUGGGACAUUGACAUCACAGUGGGAAGUUCUGCUGGUCAUGUAAACAUGCGCGUUCUAGAAAGGGGAAGUGAUGCAUCCUGCUGCUGUGGUUAAAAGUAGACCUAUGGAUUCAUUUUAGUGCAGGUGAAGGUAUUUUGGUGAGAUAGCCAAGAUUCCCAGGCUACAUGUUAGUGUCAUCAUUCUUCCCAGCAUGCAUUGUUUCAGUAUCCUCAAGAGGUAUGUUUGAAAAGCAUGAGAAGUAAAUGCAGAUGGAUGAUGGCUUGUAGGUUAGACGUAUGGUAUGUCCAUCAGUGUGUUUGAACAAAGGUUCUUGAUCUUUGGUUAUAUGUAAAAGAUUAGGUGUGCUUAUUUCAAAAGCUGUCAGAAAGUUGGAGACUAGAGUUCUUUUUAGUCUUUAAUAAUUACGAGAACUACAGUCCCCAACGGAAAAGUUUGCUUGUGUACAAAUAGUUGUUGGCAAAGGUUGUUCCAGUUAGUAAGUGUAUAUCUGUCAUAUACAGGAUUCUAAGAACGACCCCUCCCAUGACCUUGUAUAAUAUCCUCCCCUCCUGAGUAUAUUGAGAACUGUGACCAUGUCAUGUCUUGUUACUUAACAAAAAGGAGAUAUCUGUGAGUGACUGGUCCAAUCUUGUGAGCCAUGUCAGAAACAGCAGCAGAACUCUGAACAGCACCGCUGGCCCAAGUGGAAGGGGCCCCACUAAGGGACUGUGGGUGGCCUGCCUUAAGGAGCCAGAGGCUUUGUUACCCACCAAGUGGGAGCUGCGGACCUUUUGCCACAGAACAGUUUGACCCAGACACUUACCCAGACUUAGACAUGGAAAUCUUUGAUGAGCAGCCAGCCUGGUAAACACCUUUACUGUAAGUGGGCCUACCUUCUGAUGUACAGCAAUAGACAAUAAAUGGGUGAUGUGGCUAGAUUUGUGUUUUGUAAGAAGCAACAGAAUCUCAGUCAGUCCCGAGACAUCUUCAUAUGUGAUUGCCUGCGGUAGACUAGUUUUUAAGACAAAGUCUCACCUUGCACCCCAGGCUGGUUCUCCCAGUUCUGCCUCUCAAGUGCUAAUGUGUAUCACCAUGCCUAGCUGACUGAUGGUUUUUGACCUAACUCGUUCCUAGCAAGCCCUAUACCCAGGUCUCUGCUAGGAUGUUUGGUGCCAGGACCCCUGUCUCCACAAGUCAGACUUGCAUUAUCUUUUGUUCUGUAAAACUGCCAGGAUGAGGCUGUAGGUAUGGGCUGUAGGCAUCUUUUUCUCCUAGAUGCUCCUAAAUUAUACUGACUUAAAGGCCUGCCAGAGGUACGGGAAAGAAUGAUGAGCAACAGUAUUUUAGAUCAGACUGAGAAGAAAAAUUCCCACCUUCAUGUCGACGUGCUGUGUCCAGCCUUCUGACAGUGCAGCAUGAGGCCACCAUCCAUCUACAGAGUCCAUGCUCAACAACACAUGGUCCAGUUACAAAGACAAGGAAACUCUUAAAAAGCUUUGAGUACGUUUACAAUUGUGUAUUGUGCCAUUCAUUGCUAUCCUGUGACACAGGCUGAACAUACCUGCAAGAGCUUCGGCUAUGACAGGUGUAAUUAAAAAAAAACAAAACACUUAGCUGAGUAGCUCACGGCUCAAACCCUGUAUGUUCUGACCAAGGUUUUGCAUUUAUGUUUCCCAAAAUACCUCCACUUGCAAGCCAAUAACUGCUAAUGAGGUUUCCUAUCUCAGUUCACUCAUUCAUGCUUAUUAUUAUUAACCAUGCUGCCAUAGCCUUGAAGGAAAAUGAACAGAACUGAAGGAAAGGAACCCAGAGGUUAAACACUGUUGUCAUCUUCACAUGGUAAGGGAUCAAGUCCCGGUUCAAGACUUCUAGAGAAGGGCAUUCCCGAGCUAUGUAGCAACAUUUACAGCUUGUAAAACUUAAACCUUGAUAGUUGUGAGGACUUAAAUGAUUAGUAUUAAUAUAUAUGCUAUGCUAAUUAAUAUGCUAAAUUUAAUGCAUGUGAACAUACAAUGCUACAAAGACGACCAGUCUUUUACAAAGAGAGAAAGAAUACAACAACAGAAACACCCCAAGGCUUUUGUUACCCGAGCCCCUAUACUCUAUCACUAGCUAAACAGACCUUUGUUUCUGAAAUGCUCCCUUUUCCAGUUUCUGCACUACCUAAAAAUGCACGUGUGAAGGCAGACAGGCAGCAGGUGACAGUGUUUGCAGCGACCUCAGCAGGGAAGGGAAGCAUUCAUGCAGGGAGCCACUGCCACUUCGUGUGCAGUGUGAAUCCUGGUCCCCAGUGGGGACCCUGCUGCUCUAAACACAGGUUUGUUGUGGGGACAGCUAAAUCCUUGUGAUACUAAGGAGGCUGCUUCUUGCAGCUGCUCUGCUGUAGAGUUAGCAAUUGGUCCCAGAAUAGAAAGAGUGGGGUCCUUUAGCUUGCUUGGCAUUCCAUUCUUUAUUGGAAAUGUUCCAGCGCUGUCCACCUGAAGAGAGCUGCUGGGACAGUGUAGUCUGAGUCCACUAAGCCUCACACCCGUUUCCCCCAGUGGAGUCAAAGACUCCAUUGUGCUUUGGAGCACUUCCUCCAGUCUGUCUUUGUGUUGGGGGAUGUUCUUGGAGCAGCCCAAGGAGUCUCUGCUAGGUUAUACUAGGUUCUCUUUUCCUCUGCACAUACUUUGCUCACAGUGUCUUUAUGGGUUGAACAGUUAAUAACUGCAGUAAUAUUUGAGGUACCUGUUGAAUUUUUAAAAAUGGAUUAUUUAUUUUCAAGUUUGCUGCUAUAAUUGAAACCCAAUAAUGUCCUGUUGACUGUGCCUUUCAUAACUGUCUCUGUGCUACAACUGUCCAUGUGUAUUUGAAAUAAAGAAGUUUGAAAAGCUA
This is a messenger RNA of Grammomys surdaster, 6972 nucleotides long. It is a transcript of the gene Mgat4a, whose product is annotated as alpha-1,3-mannosyl-glycoprotein 4-beta-N-acetylglucosaminyltransferase A. The transcript is spliced from 15 exons. The record is from RefSeq and is a predicted model, not a curated record. The coding region runs from base 47 to 1654 and encodes 535 amino acids. NCBI's taxonomy places the organism in Eukaryota, Metazoa, Chordata, Mammalia, Rodentia, Muridae. Gene Ontology annotation, molecular function: acetylglucosaminyltransferase activity. Gene Ontology annotation, cellular component: endoplasmic reticulum; endoplasmic reticulum-Golgi intermediate compartment; Golgi stack. Gene Ontology annotation, biological process: protein N-linked glycosylation.